This is a messenger RNA of Nematocida homosporus, 498 nucleotides long. RefSeq lists its product as uncharacterized. The record is from RefSeq and is a predicted model, not a curated record. The transcript has a single exon. Lineage: Eukaryota; Fungi; Microsporidia. Bases 1 to 498 code for a protein of 165 amino acids.
AUGAGUGUUCGUGGAUAUUGUUCCUUGCCCGAAGAAGAUUUGCCGAUUGUAAAUGAUUGUCCAUUAGAGUAUGUCCUAAGUCCGCAACAGACUGCUAAGGUAUCAGAAGAACCAAUUGCAUCUGAAACUCUCUUUUUACCCAAUUCUUUGAUUGAGAGUCUUACAGCUGGUAUUGCUGUUGAUGAGUGUUUCAGUCGGACGACCAAUCCUUUACCACCCAGUCAUAGACAGCACGAACAAGAGGAGGUUGAGUACGAAAUACCUAUUGACUUAAGUACAUCUGCUGAGUAUGAAAUGGUAGCUAUUGAAGGAGUGAAUGAAAGAGAAGAGAUUCAAUCGAUCAAGCCAAUUAGUGCUACACAGUAUACAAUGACUCUAACCAACCGUACAGUUACUUUAGCUUGUUCCUCCCUUGAUAACAGCACCUAUGUAGUAGUCGAUUUAAGUGGCCAGCUCAUUCCCAUUCAAAAGGUAGCCACCACUCGUGUCACCAAGUAG